This is a messenger RNA of Osmerus eperlanus (European smelt), 1938 nucleotides long. It is a transcript of the gene hs3st2, whose product is annotated as heparan sulfate (glucosamine) 3-O-sulfotransferase 2. Gene Ontology annotation, molecular function: [heparan sulfate]-glucosamine 3-sulfotransferase activity. The transcript is spliced from 2 exons. NCBI's taxonomy places the organism in Eukaryota, Metazoa, Chordata, Actinopteri, Osmeriformes, Osmeridae. Bases 483 to 1646 code for a protein of 387 amino acids. The record is from RefSeq and is a predicted model, not a curated record.
CCUGGAAGGAGAGGCUAAGGCUUGCCUGUGAGAUUUUGGGGCAGAUAGCAAUGAAAUGAUGCCUUCAACGAAAGAAAUAUGGAUUUCAUCUGAACCCUCACUGUCUAAACCAAAUGCAAUUUUAACUACAAAGGAAUGAGAAAAGGGAUGGACGACCAAGUAUGUGGGUUUUAGGGUUUCCAUUGAGGAUUAUCUAAUCAACCAUGUGUGAUCCAAUAGAUAAAACUAUUCAAACAAACUUUGCCUCAAUAUUUACACUUUCACGAGGCGCUUUUAAUCUUUGAUUUACAGCAGUAUGUCUUCUUAAAGUUGUCUUAAGAGAAUGACACUUACACAUUGUCAUUAUCUUUGAGGAACAUUUACCUCGUCCUGUCACUGCUGUGUCUCACUGCUAUGCUGCUGAAGCCCGAUUCCACAGGGAGGUACAGCAAACAAGGAGCAGCCGAAAAGGAAAAAGAUGCAGCCUCUUAACCCAUGGCGACAUGGCAUACAGGUUCCUCUCAAGCCGGAUCGUGCCAUCUUCUAAUAGGUUCAGCAAACGAUUUGUUUUCUUGUUCAUGCUUUCGUUGUCCUUUACGUAUUUAUGCUACAGCAUUCUUUAUUGUGGUAGUACAAUCAUGACAAACCAGACUUUUGAGGAGAGAAGUUGCCUCCAUCACAAGAAUGUAGGUGGCAAAAAACUUCUGCAAAAAUUACGUGAUUGCACUUUCCCCACGGACAUGAGGAUUGUCGUCAAUGAGACUCUGACUCAACAAGGAUCAAAUCAUGCUCGUAACCAAAGUAUACAUUCUGCCUUUUCUAGUACUCACGCACGGAAUACUGUCUUUUCUGAAGUUAUGUUAAAUAAUAUUACUGUUGCACAAAAAUAUGGCAACAAGAAGUUACCGAACGCACUAAUUGUCGGUGUGAAAAAGGGGGGCACUAGGGCGGUCCUGGAGUUCAUUCGAAUUCAUCCGGAUGUGCGCGCGCUCGGAACAGAGCCACACUUUUUCGAUAGGAACUAUGACAGGGGACUUGAUUGGUACAGGGGGCUAAUGCCAAGGACACUAGACAGCCAAAUCACCCUGGAGAAGACCCCCAGCUACUUUGUAACCAGAGAGGCUCCGAGGCGCAUUGCCAGUAUGUCCCAAGACACCAAGCUGAUUGUGGUGGUGCGUAACCCGGUCACCAGGGCCAUCUCUGAUUACACACAGACUCUGUCAAAGAAGCCUGACAUUCCCAGUUUUGAGGAGCUGGCCUUUAAGAACAGGAGCCUGGCUCUGGUGGACACCUCCUGGAACGCCAUUCGCAUUGGCAUGUACAUCCUCCACUUGGAGAACUGGUUGCAGUACUUUCGCUUAUCACAGAUCCACUUUGUGAGCGGCGAGCGUUUGAUCACAGAUCCAGCAGGAGAGCUAGGCCGGGUGCAGGACUUCCUGGGACUCAAACGAAUCAUCACAGACAAGCACUUCUACUUUAACAGAACCAAAGGAUUCCCCUGCCUGAAGAAGCCUGAGAGCAGUAGCCAGCCACGCUGCCUGGGCAAGUCCAAGGGUAGAACUCAUGUGCAGAUUGACCGGGAGGUUAUUGAGCAGCUGCGGGACUUUUAUAGGCCUUUUAAUGUUAAGUUCUAUGAGACUGUUGGACAUGAUUUCAGAUGGGAAUGAAAGUGUGGUGGAAAAAGAGGGCAAACAGGCUAAUUGUCAUUGGCUACCUCAGUGAAGUCAUCUGUUCUUUUGCUGUGUAAUGACUUAUGAUGAGCGCUAGUCCAUGAACACCUGAAAAGCAACCUAAUCUAUCUUAAAAGUUUAAAAACAAUGACGCGCAAACUUAUCAAGGUACUGUGUAUGUACUUCACCGUUAGCUUAAAUAUUCUGCAAUUGAAACAUUUGAAAUAGCUAUAGUAUGUACAUGGUUCACCGCCUAUUUGUUUUCUUAACCAAUAAAAGAGAAAGACAU